AUGAAUAAAACACAGGCAUUCAAUAAAAUUCAAACUGCAUGUGGCUAUGUUUUUAAAAACAUUAAUCUUUUGGAUGAAGCUUUAACACACGACAGUAAUCGGGUGAAUGAUCGUGCUGUACCUACGUAUCAAAGGCUUGAAUUUCUUGGUGAUAGUGUAUUGAAUUUAGUCGUCAGUGAACAUCUCUAUCGUAAUAAUCCAGAUUUUAAUGAAGGUCAAUUGACAAAUAAACGAAAAGAGCUCAUUGAAUCGAUAAAACAAAUACAAAUUGCCGAAAAACUCAACAUCAAGGAUUAUAUCUCAUUCGGACAGAGUGUUCGAAGGGAACAAUUUUCGAAAUAUCACAGUUUUGUGGAAUCAUUAAUUGGUGCUGUUUAUAUUGAUGGUGGCCUAGAAGAAACACGUCGAGUUAUUCAUCGGCUUUGGGAACUCAGUGGCAACUCUGAUGCAGCUAAUAAUCGAACUUAUUGUGUAAUAUCAUAA
This is a messenger RNA of Rotaria sordida, 483 nucleotides long. NCBI's taxonomy places the organism in Eukaryota, Metazoa, Rotifera, Eurotatoria, Philodinida, Philodinidae. The record is from the annotation of a GenBank genome assembly.